AUCUUCGAACAAACGCAAACGCGGCAGAUAACAAGAUUUUUUCUGAAGGCAACCCAAUACCUAUUUACCAAUUUUCUCCCCUCAAAUAAAGGGAAUUAGACAUCCAGUACUAUAAUAUUAAGAGUUUCAGAUUCUUGUUUUUUUUUUCCUUGAAGAGAUUUUAUUGAUAAGUUUCUCUGAACUGAGACGUGUAUAAUUCAAUGGGGACGCCAGCAUUCCCAAAUCUUGGAAAACACUGCUUCGUGGAUGAUUGCCGGCAGAUCGAUUUCUUGCCUUUUACUUGCGAUUGUUGUCACCAGGUGUUUUGUCUAGAUCAUCGGAGCUAUAAUAGACACCACUGUCCAAAAGCAAACAAGAAUGAUGUUACUGUGGUCGUUUGCCCACUCUGUGCAAAAGGAAUACGCCUUAUUCCUGAUGAAGACCCGAAUAUAACUUGGGAAUCACAUGUAAAUAUCGAGUGUGAUCCAUCAAACUACGAAAAAGCCACAAAGAAAAGAAAAUGUCCGGUACCUGGCUGCAGAGAGAUCUUGACUUUCUCAAACACAAUCAAAUGUCGAGAGUGUACUGUCGAUCAUUGUUUGAAGCAUCGGUUUGGACCUGAUCACAAGUGUCCUGGACGUAAGAAACCAGAAGCAGCAUUCCCAUUUUUGAACUUUCGAACUGGCAGUAGAAAAGAUGAGCCCAAGAAAGCUCCAGCCACUUCAUCCUCAAGUUGGGCUACAAACCUCUUCAAGGCAGCUGAAGCUGGAAUGUCAAAAUUGAGCAGCGAAUUUAGUCAGACGCUGCAGAUGGGAAAGGAAGGAAUCAGCGGCACAAACCGUAGUGGGAGUGGUAGUGGCCAAGUUGAGCAAUGCCCGCAAUGCUCCCUAAAAUUUUCUUCAGUCGCAGCUCUCAUAAGUCAUGUGCAGAAAGUCCAUGAAAAGAAUGGUGUCAUGAACUUGACGGUUGAUGUCUGCCCGAGAUGUAGUAAAGGUUUUCGCGAUCCUGUAUCCCUUGUGGAACACGUUGAAAGGGAACAUAGAGGAACUUCAAAGGCAUAGGGGAGGUUAAUGUAAAGAAAGAAAUUGCAGCCUUUCUUAUUGUGAUUUUUAAUUAAGAACAGUAGUCAGCACAUUUGAGAAUUUUAUUGUUGCAUUGUUCUUUCAAGUGUUAAUGUAUGUAUUUAGGAAUCUUUUUGUGGGAACUCCACCAAGGUAAUUUAAUUUUACA
Messenger RNA from Nicotiana tabacum (common tobacco), 1209 nucleotides. Its product is annotated as zinc finger AN1 and C2H2 domain-containing stress-associated protein 13-like. NCBI's taxonomy places the organism in Eukaryota, Viridiplantae, Streptophyta, Magnoliopsida, Solanales, Solanaceae. Gene Ontology annotation, molecular function: zinc ion binding. Gene Ontology annotation, cellular component: cytoplasm. The record is from RefSeq and is a predicted model, not a curated record.